Melanotaenia boesemani (Boeseman's rainbowfish) is the source of this 1009-nucleotide messenger RNA. It is a transcript of the gene gemin6, whose product is annotated as gem (nuclear organelle) associated protein 6. The record is from RefSeq and is a predicted model, not a curated record. Gene Ontology annotation, biological process: spliceosomal snRNP assembly; spliceosomal complex assembly. Gene Ontology annotation, cellular component: SMN complex; nucleus. Bases 110 to 637 code for a protein of 175 amino acids. The transcript has 2 exons. NCBI's taxonomy places the organism in Eukaryota, Metazoa, Chordata, Actinopteri, Atheriniformes, Melanotaeniidae.
GUCUAUGCUGGGGGUUUCUUCCCGGGAGGUUUUAGCGCGCGUGCAGAGGCAGCGGUGUGUCCAUGGUGCUUGUUGAUAAUUGUUUCCGUUUUGAUCCGACAGGACCAAUAUGCAGCGCGGUUGGCUUCAGUCAGGUCCGCUGUUGUGGCUCUGUGACGUCGGCAAACAGGUGAAAGUGAAGGCGGGAAAAGAUGAAGAGCUUCGCGGCUGGCUGCUCACCGUGGACCCGGUGUCCUCCAGCUUGGUUCUGGUAACCUUCAAGGAGGAGGGUGCUACGGUCCGGGUGGUGAUGGGUCACGCUGUGGAGGAGGUGACGAUCUUGCAGGAAGCGGAUCAGAAGACGGCAGCACAGCUCCGGAUCUUCUUCCCCCCCCCGACCUCCCCCCACCUGGACCAAGAAGAACUGAGGAGGAGGAGGGGGGCGGUCCGGUGGUGGCUGGAGAAGAACCGGGUUCCUGUGGUGGAGGAGGGGGAUGAGCUGAGGGUGGCGGGAGUUCUGAUUCUUACAGCUCCAUAUGGACCCGAAGACUGCCGCAGCUCCAACCAGAUCAUCCUGGACCGCAUCCAGAGACUGAUCCGGAUCCAGCCGGAUACUCCAGAGACUGAUCCGGAUCCAGCCGGAUACUCCAGAGACUGAUCCGGAUCCAGCCGGAUACUCCAGAGACCGAUCCGGAUCUGGUUAUCUGGAUCUUUCUUUCCAGUUAAAAUAAUUUAAGCUCCGCCCACACUGUGAUGUCAUCAUAGAUAAAUCAUUCAUUAUCACUUUUACUUUGAUCAAUCAAGUUGUUCAAAUUCAAAGUCGAUCAGAUAAGUUCAGUUAUUGAUCUGUGGAUUGUUGGAAACGAUUGAUCCUGAUUAUAAAGCUGUCAGACUGGACCUGGAAUGGGUCCGGGUCCUGAUUCUGGUCUUGGUCCUCAGCUAUUAAAAUACAGCUGAAACAAAGAUGUGUCUGAAGUCAAUUAAAGCUUUGUUUUUGCCUUCUUGAAGAAAUAAAAUCUAUUUUCCUGCA